UUAGAUCCAGUGAGAGGAACUUGAAAGGGGGGUUGUGUAAUGUACCUUUUCCAAUCCCGGGCUGUAUAUGGAGAUUUGGGAUUCUUUAAACCGGCGCUACCUGGAUUUUAUUAAAAAGCGGGGAGCUCGGCGGGAGGAAAGCUGGCUUUUCCGGGGGCUGCGGGAGCCGGGCCGCGGGAGGGCGGAGGAGUUGGCGCGCCGAGCGCUCGGCCCGGGGAGCGGUUUUCAACCAAAAAAAGGAAAGGCGGGCAAAAAGUGUGAGGAGGCUGCGGGUGGCGGAGGGGCGCAGCGGCCGCGGGAUGGCGGGCAGCACGGGCGCGUAGCCGCGCCGGGAGCCGGGGCCGCCACCGGAGUCGCCGUCGCCAGAGUCCAGAGCCAGGAGCCCCGCUGCGCCAGACGCCGAGUGCGCCGCCUCGCGCAGCUCCGCCUGGCCGCCCGGAGGAGCCCCACCGCCCGCAGCCUGUGCGCUCCGGGCCGCGGGCCCGCCGCCCAGCGCAAGCCCCGCUGGCCGCCGCCGCCAUGCACGCCGCGGAGCGCCCGCCGCCCGAAGACUCUGGGACUACGCCGAGGCCGAACUUUUAGGUUCUGCUGAGCGAGGCCCGCGGGCCGGGUGGGGGGCUGGCCGUGGCACUCCCGCGGAGGAUGGAUGGCCGAGACUUCGGGCCUCCGCGGUCCGUGCACGGCCCCCCGCCGCCGCUGCUGUCCGGCUUGGCGAUGGACAGCCACCGCGUGGGCGCGGCCACGGCAGGACGCUUGCCCGCUUCGGGCUUGCCGGGCCCGCUGCCGCCCGGGAAGUACAUGGCCGGUCUCAAUCUCCACCCGCACCCGGGCGAGGCCUUCCUGGGCAGCUUCGUGGCCGGCGGGAUGGGGCCCUCGGCCUCGUCCCACGGGAGCCCGGUGCCCCUGCCCUCCGACCUCUCCUUCCGCUCCCCCACCCCGAGCAACCUGCCCAUGGUGCAGCUGUGGGCCACCCACGCCCAUGAAGGCUUCUCCCACCUGCCCAGUGGGCUGUACCCGUCCUACCUCCACCUGAACCACCUGGAGCCCCCCAGCAGCGGGAGCCCCCUCCUCAGCCAGCUGGGCCAGCCCAGCAUUUUCGAUACCCAGAAAGACGGCUUCUACCUGCCCGCCCCAGGGGCUCCGGGCGCCCUGCACUCCCAGGCGCCCUCCUCCAGGACUCCAGGCGGCCACUCCUCGGGCGCCCCCGCCAAAGGCUCCUCUCGGGAAGGCCCAGCCAAGGAGCGGGCAGGCCGCGGCGGGGAGCCGCCCCCGCUGUUCGGCAAGAAGGACCCGCGGGCCCGGGAGGAGGCCGCUGGGCCGCGCGGCGUGGUGGACCUGACCCAGGAGGCGCGGGCGGAGGGCCGCCAGGACCGCGGCGGGCACCUGCGCCUCGCAGAGCGCCUGUCGCCUUUCCUCGCCGAGCCGGGGCCGCCUCGGGCGCCGGGCGUGCCCACCGCCGACUCCAAGAGCAAGAACCCGCCGCUGCCGUCUGCUCACGGCCUCUGCAACGGUGCGGGGGACCCGGGGCUCCCCGCGCUGAUGGCGGAGGCGGCCCGCGGCGCCAAGGACGCGACGCGUCAGGACGAGAGCACGCGGCUGCGGCGCGCGGACGCACUGCUGCCGGGGCCCUGCCCCUGCCCCUCCCUGCCGCCUUUGCCCCCCGGGAAGGGCCCGCCCGCGCCCCCAGCCGGCUCCGCCGGCACCUUCGCUUCGCAGCCGGGCCCCGCCGGCGUCUACACCAUCUUCCCCGCGGCGGCCGCGCGCGAGCCGGGCCGCGAGCACCGCGUGGUGGCGCCCACCUUCGUGCCUUCCGUGGAGGCCUUCGACGAGCGCCCGGGACCCAUCCAGAUCGCGUCGCAGGCGCGGGACGCCCGGGCCCGGGAGCGCGAGGCGGCCAGGCCUGGCGUCCUACAGGCCCCGCCCGGGUCCCCGCGGCCGCCCCCGGACCGGCCCGAGGGGCUCCGCGAGAAGAACUCCGUGAUCCGCUCCCUCAAGCGGCCACCACCGGCCGAGGCCCCACCGACACGGGCCGCGCGCGCCUCCCCGGACCCCCGGGCCUACCUCCCCGCCAAGGAGCUGCUUAAGCCCGAGGCGGAGCCGCGUCCCUGCGAGCGCAACCCCCGCGGGCCCGCGGCCGCCCAGCAGGCUGCCAAGCUCUUCGGCCUGGAGCCCACGCGGCCACCACCGCCCGCGGGUCCCGAGCACAAGUGGAAACCUUUCGAACUGGGCAACUUCGCCACCACGCAGAUGGCGGUGCUGGCCGCACAGCACCACCACGCCAGCCGCGCGGAGGAGGAGGCCUCCGCUUCCAAGAAAGCGUACCUGGACCCUGGGGGCACGCUGCCCCGCGCCGCGGCCGCCUGCGCCAGGCCCAGCCCCGACCUGCACGCCGCCGCCCACGGCCCCGGCGAGGGCUCCGCCAUGCAGAGCCUCAUCAAGUACAGCGGCAGCUUCGCUCGCGAGGCUGGGCCGGUGCGCCCGGGCGGCUGCGGCAAGAAGAGCCCCUUCGGAGGCCUGGGCACCAUGAAGCCCGAGCCCGCCCCCACUGCCACGGGCGCCCCGCGCUCCCAGGCCCGCCUCCCGCACCCUGGGGGCCCUGCCCCUGCCGGGGGCCGGCAGCUGAAGCGGGACCCGGAAAGGCCCGAGAGCGCCAAGGCCUUCGGUCGCGAGGGCUCCGGGGCCCAGGGUGAGGCGGAGGUGCGGCACCCGCCCGUGGGCAUCGCGGUGGCCGUGGCCCGGCAGAAGGACAGCGGUGGCAGCGGCCGGCUGGGGGCGGGGCUGGCGGACCAGGAGCGCUCCCUGUCGCUGGGCAACGUCAAAGGGCACGGCCGGGCCGACGAGGACUGCGGGGACGAGCGGGCCCGGCACCGGGACGAGCGGCUGCUGGGGGCGCGGCUGGACCGGGACCAGGAGAAGCUGCUCAGAGAAAGCAAGGAGCUGGCUGACCUGGCCCGGCUGCACCCCGCCAGCUGUGCUGCCAACGGCCUGAACCCCAAUCUCAUGGUGACCGGGGGCCCGGCGCUGGCGGGCUCCGGGCGCUGGUCUGCCGACCCCGCGGCCCACCUGGCCACUCACCCCUGGCUGCCCCGCUCGGGCAGCGCGCCCAUGUGGCUCGCCGGGCACCCCUACGGCUUGGGUCCCCCCUCUCUGCACCAGGGUAUGGCGCCCGCCUUCCCGCCCAGCCUGGGGGGCUCCCUGCCGUCAGCCUACCAGUUUGUCAGGGACCCCCAGUCGGGCCAGCUGGUGGUCAUCCCCAGCGAUCACCUGCCUCACUUCGCGGAGCUGAUGGAGCGGGCCGCCGUGCCGCCGCUCUGGCCAGCCCUGUACCCGCCGGGCCGCAGCUCCCUGCACCACGCGCAGCAGCUGCAGCUCUUCUCCCAGCAGCACUUCCUGCGGCAGCAGGAGCUCCUGUACCUGCAGCAGCAGGCCGCGCAGGCCCUGGAGCUGCAGAGGAGCGCCCAGCUGGUGCAGGAGCGGCUGAAGGCCCAGGAGCAGCGGGCGGAGAUGGAGGAGAAAGUGAGCAAGCGGAGCCUGGAGACCCCGGGCAAGGCCAGCCUGGCCGCCGCGGGCCCCGGGCUGCUGCCUCGGAAGCCCCCCGGCCUGGCCACUGGCCCCGCGGGCACCUACGGCAAGGCCGUGAGCCCACCGCCGUCUCCCCGUGCUUCCCCCGUGCCUGCCCUGAAGGCCAAGGUCAUCCAGAAGCUGGAGGACGUGGCCAAGCCGCCGCCCGCCUACUCCUACCCCGCCACUCCCAGCUCGCACCCCACCAGCCCGCCGCCCGCCUCCCCGCCGCCCACGCCGGGCAUCGCCCGCAAGGAGGAGGCGCCCGAGAACGUGGUGGAGAAGAAGGACCUGGAGCUGGAGAAGGAGGCCACCAGCCCCUUCCAGGCCUUGUUCUCAGACAUCCCGCCCAGGUACCCGUUUCCGGCGCUGCCGCCGCACUAUGGGAGGCCCUACCCGUUCCUGCUGCAGCCCACGGCGGCCGCCGACGCCGACGGCCUGGCCCCCGACGUGCCGCUGCCGGCCGACGGGCCCGAGCGCCUGGCGCUCUCGCCUGAAGACAAGCCCCUCCGCCUGUCGCCCUCCAAGAUCCCCGAGCCGCUGCGGGAGGGCCCGGACGAGGCGCCGCUGGCGGAGCGGGAGGUGAAGGCCGAGGUGGAGGACCUGGACGAAGGCGCCGCGGAGCUGCCCGCCCUGGGGUCCCCGCUGGCGCUGCGCCCCGAGGAAGCCAUGGUGGCCCCGAGCCCCGAGGGCGGCUGCGGGGGCGGCCUGCCGGAGGUUCCGGUGCUGGGCGCCGGUGGCCAGGGGGACGAGGAGCCCUCCGGGUGCCUGGACUUCGCUGAGAGGGCGGAAGCGCCGGCGGACUCGCCGGGCCGGCUGGUGUCCUGCAUAGCUGCCCCGGACUCGGGGGGGCGGCUGAGCCCGGAGACGCUGGUGGAAGCUAAGGAGGAGCCCGUGGAAGUGCCCGUGGAGGUGCCUGCGGCCACGGCCGUGGCGGAGGCCGUGCCGGAGGAGGCCCUGGCGCCCGGGACGGCGAGUGAGCCCCGGCCCAGCCUGGAGCUGGGAGACUUGGACGUGGCCCCUGGAGAGGGCCUGGAGGCCCAGGAGGCCGGGCCCGCGCCCAGCAGCGCCUGCUUCCUGGAAGAGGAGGACUCCGACCGGCUCCCGCCCGGCCUGGAGGACCCGCUGGCCGGCAUGAACGCCCUGGCGGCGGCCGCGGAGCUGCCCCAGGCCAGGACUUUGCCCUCCCCGGGCGCCGGAGCCCAGGCCCUGGAGCCUCUGGAGGCCGCGCAGAGCCUGGCCCUGGAGCAGAGCUUCCUGCAGGGCAUCACCCUGCUGAGCGAGAUCGCCGAGCUGGAGCUGGAGAAGAGGAGCCAGGAGCUGGGAGGUGCCGAGCGGGGCGCGGCCGUGCGGCCCUCCCUGGAGAGCCUGCUGGCCGCCAGCAGCCACAUGCUGAAGGAGGUGCUGGACGGCCCCUUCGCCGACCCGCUCCGGAGCCUGCGGCUCCCGCGGGAGCUGAACCCCAACAAGAAGUACAGCUGGAUGCAGAAGAAGGAGGAGCGGAUGUUCGCCAUGAAGUCGUCGCUGGAGAACAUGGACGCCGUGGAGCUGGACUUCCGCAUGCGGCUGGCCGAGGUGCAGCGGCGCUACAAGGAGAAGCAGCGCGAGCUGCUGAAGCUGCAGAGGCGCCGCGAGUCCGAGGACAGGCGCGAGGACCCCCAUAGAAGCUUGGCACGCAGAGGCCCUGGCAGGCCGCGGAAACGGACCCACGCCCUGAGCGCCCUGUCGCCCCCCCGCAAGAGAGGGAAGAGCCGCAACAGUAGCGGAAAGCUGAGCAGCAAGCCCCUACUGCCGUCGGACGCCUACGAGCUGGGAGCGGGGAUGAGGAAGAGACACAAGGGGCCCGAGGAGGAGCACGGAGCCCCCGUGGGGACCGGGAAAGCUAGGGGGAGAAGCCAGCCCUGGGACGAGCAUGACGCCCCGACAGACUUCAUGAGUCAGCUCAAGAUUAAGAAGAAGAAGAUGGCCAGCGACCAGGAGCAGCUGGCGAGCAAGCUGGACAAGGCGCUGUCCCUCACCAAGCAGGACAAGCUGAAGUCCCCCUUCAAGUUCGCGGACAGUCCCGGGGGGAAGUCCAAGCCGGGCGGGGGCUGCGGCAGGUACCUGACGCCUUACGACAGCCUGCUGGGCAAGGACCGGAAGGCGCUGGCCAAAGGCCUCGGCCUGUCGCUGAAAGCCGCCCGAGACGGCAAACACAAGCGGGCCGCCAAAGCCAGGAGGAUGGAGGCGGGCUUCAAGGCCCGAGGCCCGCCCAAGCUGGCCCACUCCCCGUUCGCCUCGGAAGUGAGCAGCUACUCCUACAAUACGGACUCAGAGGAGGAGGAAGACUUCCUGAGGGACGAGUGGUCUGCCCAGGGCCCCUCCGGCUCCAGACGGACAUCCCCUGUCCUGUGUGGUGCGGCGGCCAAGAACAGCAAGCCGGCCGGAGGCCCCAAGCUGCCCAAGAGGGGCCUGGCGGCUGCCCGGACCCUGAAGCCCAAGCCGGCCGCGGGCAGGAAGCAGCCGUUCUGCUUGCUGCUUCCAGAGGUGGAGGCCCGCUCCUCCUUCAGCGACUCCUCGGAGGACUCCUUUGACCAAGAUGAAAGCUCCGAGGAGGAGGAGGAGGAGGAGGAGGACAAAUUGGAGCAAGAAGAGGACGAGGCCAUAGGCAGCUACCGGCUGGGGGCCCGGGAGCGGGACCUGUCGCCCGGCCUGGAGGAGAGCGGGCUGGGCCUGCUGGCCCGCUUCGCAGCCAGCGCCCUCCCCAGCCCCACGGUGGGGCCGUCCCUGUCGGUGGUGCAGCUGGAGGCCAAGCAGAAGGCCCGGAAGAAGGAGGAGCGGCAGAGCCUCAUGGGCACGGAGUUCGAGUACACCGACUCGGAGAGUGAGGUCAAGGUGCGGAAGCGGUCCCCUGCUGGGCUGCUGCGGCCCAAGAAGGGCCUGGGGGAGCCCGGCCCCUCCCUGGCCGCGCCCGUGCCCGGCGCCCGUGGGCCCGGCCCCACCAGCCCCGACAAGGCCAAGCUGGCCGCGGAGAAGGGGCGCAAGGCCCGCAGGCUGCGGGGCCCCAAGGAGCCGGGCUUCGAGGCGGGGCCCGAGGCCAGCGACGACGACCUGUGGACGCGGCGGCGCAGCGAGCGCAUCUUCCUGCACGACGCCUCCGCCGCCGCCCCCGCGCCCAGCAGCGCCGCGCCCGCCGCCGCCAAGCCCAGCCGCUGCGGCAAGGGCGGCCCCGUGAGCCCGCGCAAGGACGCCGGCCGCGCCAAGGACAGGAAGGACCCCAGGAAGAAGAAGAAGGGCAAGGAGGCCGGGUCGGCGGCCGCGCUGCCUCCGCCCCGCGCACCCGUGCUGCCCUCGGACGCCCGGGCCCCGCACGCCGGCUCCCCGGCCUCCGCCAAGAGGAGCAAGGCCAAGGGCAAGGGGAAGGAGGCGAAGAAGGAGAACCGGGGGAAGGGGGGCGCGGUGAGCAAGCUGAUGGAGAGCAUGGCGGCCGAGGAGGAUUUCGAACCCAACCAGGACUCGAGCUUCUCCGAGGACGAGCACCUGCCGCGCGGCGGGGCCGUGGAGCGGCCGCCGACUCCGGCCCCGCGCUCCUGCAUCAUCGACAAGGACGAGCUGAAGGACGGGCUGCGCGUGCUCAUCCCCAUGGACGACAAGCUCCUGUACGCCGGGCACGUGCAGACCGUGCACUCGCCGGACAUAUACCGAGUGGUCGUGGAGGGUGAGCGCGGGAACCGGCCCCACAUCUACUGCCUGGAGCAGCUGCUGCAGGAGGCGAUCAUCGACGUGAGACCGGCCUCGACGCGCUUCCUGCCGCAAGGGACCAGGAUCGCGGCCUACUGGAGCCAGCAGUACCGCUGCCUCUACCCGGGCACCGUGGUCCGAGGCUUACUGGGCCUGGAGGACGACGGGGACCUCAUCACCGUGGAGUUCGAUGAUGGAGACACGGGCAGGAUCCCCCUCUCCCACAUCCGCCUCCUGCCCCCCGACUACAAGAUCCAGUGUGCGGAGCCGUCCCCGGCCCUGCUGGUGCCGAGCGCCAAGCGCCGCAGCCGCAAGACCAGCAAGGACGCCGGGGAAGGCAAAGACGGGGGCGCCCCCGGGUCCGAGGAGCCCGGCGCCAAGGCGCGAGGGCGCGGGCGGAAGCCCAGCACCAAAGGCAAGGGCGAUAGAGCUGCCGUCCUGGAGGAGGGGGGCCCGACGGGCGAGGCGCCCAGCGCCCCGCUGGCCCUGGAGCCGAUCAGCGCCCCGGGGUCCAAGAAGAGCCCCCCGGAGCCCGCGGACAAGCGGGCUAAAGCCCCGAAGGCUCGCCCGGCGCCCCCUCAGCCCAGCCCAGCACCGUCCACCUUCACCAGCUGCCCGGCUCCCGAGCCCUUUGGGGAGCUGCCUGCCCCCGCAGCCGCCCUGGCACCCGCCCCCCUCGCCCCGGGGCCUGUCACCAUGCCCGCCACGCGCCCCAAGCCCAAGAAGGCCCGGGCUGCUGAGGACUUGGCCGGCAAGGGCGCCCGCAGGCCCGGGGAGGAGGCCGAGCUGCUCGUCAAGCUGGACCACGAGGGCGUCACGUCGCCCAAGAGCAAGAAGGCCAAGGAGGCCCUGCUGCUGCGUGAGGAGCCCGGGCCCGGCGGCUGGCCGGAGCCCAAGGGCCUGCUGGGGCUCGGCGGCGGCUACGGCCCCGCGGCGGCGGGCGGCAGUGAGCCCAAGGCGGGCCGGCCCAAGGCCGGGGACGGCGACCUGGCCCUGGAGCCCGGGGCCGGGCUGGCGUUCGAGGACUCGGGGAUCCCCAAGAGCCCGGACAAGGGCCAGGCGGAGCAGGACGGGCCCGAGGAGUCGGAGAGCAGCAGCAGCAGCAGCAGCAGCGACAGCGGCAGCGCCAGCAGCUCGGAGACGGAGGGCGAGGAGGAGGGCCGCGGCGGCGGCGGCGGGGGCCGGGCCUGCGCCGCCUCCAGCUCCAGGGCCUCCUCCUCCUCCUCCUCUUCGUCGUCCUCCUCCUCCUCCUCUUCCUCCUCGUCGUCGUCAUCCUCCUCCUCCUCAUCCUCCUCCUCUUCCUCCUCCUCUUCUUCCUCCUCCUCCUCUUCCUCCUCCUCAUCCUCCUCCUCUUCCUCCUCCUCUUCCUCCUCCUCCUCGUCUUCGUCCUCCACCACAGACGACUCCUCCUGCAGCUCGGACGACGAGGCAGCCCCCGGCCCACCCGCCGGCGCCUCGGCCCCGCCGGCCCUCCCCGGCAAGGCGCCCAAGCAGGCCGGCAAGGCGCGCGCCUCGGCCCACUCUCCCGGCAAGAAGGCGCCCCAGCCCCAGCCCCAGGCGCCCCCGCCGCAGCCCCCGCCGCCGCUGCAGCCCAAGGCCCAGGCCGGGGCCAAGAGCCGACCCAAAAAGAGAGAGGGCGUCCACCUGCCCACCACCAAGGAGCUGGCCAAGCGGCAGCGCCUGCCGUCCGUGGAGAACAGACCCAAGAUCGCCGCCUUCCUGCCCGCCCGGCAGCUCUGGAAGUGGUUCGGCAAGCCCACCCAGCGCCGCGGCAUGAAGGGCAAGGCCCGCAAGCUCUUCUACAAGGCCAUCGUGCGUGGCAAGGAGAUGAUCCGCAUCGGCGACUGCGCCGUGUUCCUGUCCGCCGGCCGCCCCAACCUGCCCUACAUCGGCCGCAUCCAGAGCAUGUGGGAGUCGUGGGGCAGCAACAUGGUGGUGCGGGUGAAAUGGUUCUACCACCCCGAGGAGACCAGCCCGGGCAAGCGCCUGCACGAGGGCCAGCACUGGGACCAGAAGUCCGGCCGCAGCCUCCCGGCAGCCCUGCGGGCCUCCAGCCAGAGGAAGGACUUCAUGGAGCGCGCGCUGUACCAGUCGUCGCACGUGGACGAGAACGACGUGCAGACGGUGUCGCACAAGUGCCUGGUGGUGGGCCUGGAGCAGUACGAGCAGAUGCUCAAGACCAAGAAGCACCAGGACAGCGAGGGCCUGUACUACCUCGCCGGCACCUACGAGCCCACCACGGGCAUGAUCUUCUCCACCGACGGCGUGCCGGUGCUCUGCUGAGCCCGGGCCGGCGGGCCCCCGCCCCCGCCGCGGCGCAGGGCCACCCGCGUCGGCGGUGCGCCUGCGAGUGUGGACACCCUGGCUCGCGAGUGUGCGCGUGUGUGCGCCUGUAUGCACACA
Phyllostomus discolor (pale spear-nosed bat) is the source of this 9684-nucleotide messenger RNA. RefSeq names its product trinucleotide repeat containing 18 (gene TNRC18). Lineage: Eukaryota; Metazoa; Chordata; Mammalia; Chiroptera; Phyllostomidae. The record is from RefSeq and is a predicted model, not a curated record. Gene Ontology annotation, molecular function: chromatin binding.